UCAGCCGCCGCUCGGUCCUGUAGCAGCCAGCUCUGUCUCCGGCAGCAUGUUCAGCUGGGUGAGCAAGGAUGCCCGCCGCAAGAAGGAGCCGGAGCUCUUCCAAACGGUGGCCGAGGGGCUGCGGCAGCUAUACGCGCAGAAGCUGCUGCCGCUGGAGGAGCACUAUCGCUUCCACGAGUUCCACUCGCCCGCGCUGGAGGACGCUGACUUCGACAACAAGCCCAUGGUGCUCCUGGUCGGCCAGUACAGCACCGGCAAGACCACCUUCAUCCGCCACUUGAUCGAGCAGGACUUCCCAGGGAUGCGCAUCGGGCCGGAGCCCACCACCGACUCCUUCAUCGCGGUCAUGCAUGGCCCCACCGAGGGCGUGGUGCCCGGCAACGCGCUCGUCGUGGACCCGCGGCGCCCCUUCCGCAAGCUCAACGCCUUCGGCAACGCCUUCCUCAACAGGUUCAUGUGUGCACAGCUGCCCAACCCAGUACUGGACAGCAUCAGCAUCAUCGACACUCCUGGGAUCCUGUCUGGAGAGAAGCAACGCAUCAGCCGAGGCGUGGGCUCUCUCCUUUUCUACAGUUGUGGGGGCCCCAGCCAGCAUGGUGUUGCAUCAGACUACAGUGCAGAUGCUUCUUUGCAGAGCUUACCCUGGGUUUGGGCGGGUGGGGCUUUUGUACCCACCAGGACCCAGAAUUUCCACCACUUCCUCAAGCUGGCCCUAACCAAGAACCCCAAGAAGAGGCCUACAGCUGAGAAGCUUCUGCAGCACCCGUUCACGACCCAGCAACUCCCUCCGGCCCUCCUUACUCAGCUCCUCGACAAGGCCAGUGACCCCCACCUGGGAACCCUCUCCCCUGAAGACAGUGAACUAGAGACCCAUGAUAUGUUUCCAGAUACCAUUCACUCGAGGAGCCAUCAUGGUCCAGCUGAGAGGACCCCCUCCGAGAUCCAAUUUCAUCAAGUGAAAUUUGGUGCUCCUCGCCGGAAGGAGACAGAUCCUCUCAAUGAACCGUGGGAGGAGGAGUGGACACUCCUGGGAAAAGAGGAACUGAGUGGGAGCCUGCUGCAGUCAGUCCAGGAGGCCCUAGAGGAAAGGAGCCUGACUAUCCGGCCAGCCUUAGAAUUCCAGGAGCUGGACUCCCCAGAGGAUGCCACUGGAACUAUCAAACGGGCCCCACUUUUGGGGCUGUCCCACACUGACUCAACAUCUAAUGACAAUGCCCAGUCCUGCUCCGCAGGUACCCUGUCAGCACCUCCAGCUGGCCCUGGCAGCCCCCCACUGCUGCCCACCGCCUGGGCUACUCUGAAGCAGCGGGAGGAUCCUGAGCGGUCAUCCUGCCAUGGUCUUCCUCCCACCCCCAAGGUGCACAUGGGCGCCUGCUUCUCCAAGGUCUUCAAUGGCUGCCCCCUGCAGAUCCAUGCUGCUGUCACUUGGGUUCACCCUGUGACUCGAGACCAGUUCCUGGUGGUAGGAGCCGAGGAAGGCAUCUACACCCUCAACCUGCAUGAACUGCAUGAGGACACGUUGGAGAAGCUCAUCUCCCAGCGCUGCUCCUGGCUCUACUGUGUGAACAAUGUGUUGCUGUCACUCUCAGGGAAGUCCACACAUAUCUGGGCGCAUGACCUCCCAGGCCUGUUUGAGCAGCGGAGACUGCAGCACCAGGCACCCCUCUCCAUUCCCACCAACCGCAUCACUCAGCGCAUCAUCCCCAGGCGCUUUGCCCUGUCCACCAAGAUUCCUGACACCAAAGGCUGCUUGCAGUGUCGUGUGGUUCGAAACCCCUAUACUGGCAGUACCUUCCUGCUGGCUGCCCUGCCUGCCAGCCUGCUUCUGCUGCAGUGGUAUGAGCCACUACAGAAAUUCCUGCUGCUGAAGAACUUUUCCAGUCCCUUGCCCAGCCCGGCAGGGAUGCUGGAGCCGCUGGUGCUCGAUGGGAAGGAGCUGCCACAGGUGUGUGUGGGCGCUGAGGGACCCGAGGGACCCGGCUGCCGAGUCCUGUUCCAUGUCUUGCCUCUGGAGGCUGGCCUGACUCCAGACAUCCUCAUCCCUCCUGAAGGGAUCCCGGGUUCUGCACAGCAGGUGAUCCAAAUGGACAGGGACACAGUCCUGGUCAGCUUUGAACGCUGUGUGAGAAUCGUUAACCUGCAGGGGGAACCCACGGCUGCACUCGCCCCUGAGCUAACCUUUGACUUCCCUAUUGAGACUGUGGUGUGUCUGCAGGAUAGUGUGCUGGCGUUCUGGAGCCAUGGCAUGCAGGGCCGAAGCCUCGACACCAACGAGGUGACCCAGGAGAUUACAGAUGAGACCAGGAUUUUCCGAGUGCUGGGGGCCCACAGGGACAUCAUCCUGGAAAGCAUUCCCACUGACAACCCUGGGGCACACAGCAACCUCUACAUCCUCACGGGUCACCAGAGCAGCUACUGAGCUAUCUCCCUGAUGGUGCCCAGGCCUCGGUUACCACCUCCAGCUUCUGCUGGCAUCUCAGAGGGCAGACCUAAUUCUAAGAAAUGUUUGGGGGCAGAGAGGAGAGGUAGCCCACCCACCUCAGCAAUAACUGGACCGAGGGGAGCUGUGAGCACCUACCGUCCCUGGAGAGUUGUCCCCAGUACAGGAAGCCCUGGACCGGAUGGGCUGCCUGGCUGAUCCAUUCCACUUUUUCACUUUUCCUUUCCAUUCUUUCUGCCAAGAGCCCGUCCCAGGUUCUAUCCUGGGCAACAUGUAUUUAAGAGAGAAUUAUAUUGGUAUUAAAACUGGUUGGUUUUAUCCCA
This is a messenger RNA of Grammomys surdaster, 2763 nucleotides long. RefSeq names its product mitogen-activated protein kinase kinase kinase kinase 2 (gene Map4k2). Lineage: Eukaryota; Metazoa; Chordata; Mammalia; Rodentia; Muridae. The transcript has 25 exons. The record is from RefSeq and is a predicted model, not a curated record. The coding region runs from base 47 to 2419 and encodes 790 amino acids. Gene Ontology annotation, molecular function: GTP binding; MAP kinase kinase kinase kinase activity.